This is a messenger RNA of Meyerozyma guilliermondii ATCC 6260, 1812 nucleotides long. RefSeq lists its product as uncharacterized. Lineage: Eukaryota; Fungi; Ascomycota; Pichiomycetes; Serinales; Debaryomycetaceae. The transcript has a single exon. The record is from RefSeq and is a predicted model, not a curated record. The coding region runs from base 1 to 1812 and encodes 603 amino acids.
AUGACUGACGAUAAUGUUUCAUACCUGGCGUUGAGCAUGGAGCUCGAUCGUACAAUAGAACACUUACGGGCAAAAGAAGGCGUUCUUGCAUCAGAACGCAUGAGUUUAAAGGAACUUGCAAGCGAUAUAUCCGAAUCAGCUGAGCAUACUAUAGUCUCGAUAGGCGAUGGAUAUUUCGUUUCAAUGAACCAUACAGAUGCAACUUCAUUUCUUUCGAGGCGGGACAAGUAUCUUGAGAAAAGUAUAGACGAUAUCCAUUCAAAGAUUGAUUUCGCAGAGCAAAUGAAAGUGAAGUUAACGGCGCCUGGCAAUGGGAAUGAGAAAGAAGAAAAGCUAAACGAAGAAGGGUUGCCUUUCGUUGAAAUUGUUGAAGAGCUAGAUGCAAAUGGCAACGUGAUCUCUUCAAAUAUAGGCGUUCCAAAAGAAAGGAAUUCAUCAAUACGUAUACCUGAGGAUUCAAAAGUUGCUGAAAUACAAGAAAACACAAGCGGUCAGCUGGAAGCUACAGAGGUACGCACGAAUGAAAGCAAAGAGACAAACUCCCGUGAGGACAAAGAAAAAGAUGAAUGGCAAGAGCUUAUGGAAGAUAUGGGUAUCACAGAAGUGAAGGACAGUAAGGAAUCUCCCCUGUCAUCGAGGCAGUCCCAUGAGAAGGAUACUAGUGUGCCUUUUGAGGAGGACAAAAGUGGAAGCACAAGUCGGAGUGAACUUGCGAUAAACGAAAAUGACAUGAUUAAGUUGGAGCUAUUCGACGAGUUAGCGGAUGAAGAAGUGGAUAUCCCAGACAACAUGGAGUGGGACUAUGAUUUCGAGGAAGGAAGCAGUGAUGAUGCAGACGAUUCUCUAGCCGACGAAAUGUUAUACGGACUGAGAAAGACACAAUUCUUGCCAGGAAAAAAGAAUGAGGAAAACACCAUUAAUAAAAUGCUUUGGGACAAGAUUUCAGACCUAAGAAUUAACAAGGAAAGAGCUGGAAAUGUUACCACCGUCGAAGACAUACAAAAGGAAUCAAUUAGUUCCUCGAAAAAGUCUGUGAGAUUCUCGGACGCUCUCGAUAUAAAGAGUAUAGAAAAUGUCGGGGAGCAGCUCAAAAACAUUACUUACCCAGAUCGGAAACUUUCAAAGUUUAAACAGAAUCGGGUUGCUAUCGAUAGAAAUACUUUGCCUGAAGAUGGUCCUCCAAAGUCGCACCAUCAAGAGACAACAGAGCCAUUGAGCGAUAUUAUCGAGAGAGAUGUUCCAGUUGGGUCAUUACACAACAGUGAAAAAUCACACAUGUCCCCCCUCGAGGUAGAGGACGCUCAUAAUGCACAGGAAACGAAUAAUGUCACCACAAAUGGGACAAACAAAUUUGACCUCGAUGCCAUGGCCAAGGCUUACACUAGGGAACUUAACGAAGAGGACCGAGGUGCCGGUAGCAUUGUUGUUGAGAAGCUAGAUGACUUUGAGAAAGUCAACGCAUUGAUCAUGUCGAGUCAGAAUAGUGGAACACUAAUGAAUGAAACCUACAAUGAAGAGUCCACUGAGCAAUCCUAUGACGAUGAUGGUAGCGACAUAGAUGUCGACAGCGAUCUGGGGCCCAUAUUGGAAGAAGAAAUAGUUGAAAACAACGAUGUCACUUCCGAAGAAAUUGAAUCAAGUUUACUUCAAGAGCAGAUCAAUCGUGAGUACCAAUAUCUCUCACAAAAACUCAGAGCAUCGUCGCCAAAAGAUAAUGAGCCAUCUGAAAUGGUACCGUUGGAUGAAAACAUGCAACCUGUACGGAUCAGUAGGUUUAAGUCCACGAGAAACAAGCGAUAUCCGAGGGAUUAA